Molecule: messenger RNA, 1992 nt
Organism: Lodderomyces orthopsilosis Co 90-125
Lineage: Eukaryota; Fungi; Ascomycota; Pichiomycetes; Serinales; Debaryomycetaceae
Gene: MIG1
Product: transcription factor
Exons: 1
Coding region: 1-1992 (663 amino acids)
Cellular component (GO): cytoplasm; nucleus
Molecular function (GO): RNA polymerase II cis-regulatory region sequence-specific DNA binding
Source: RefSeq, a predicted model, not a curated record
AUGUCAUCACCACCAAUAACUAAGGAAAAGAAAAACAAAGAAGAUAGACCUUACAAAUGUACAUUUUGUGACAAGGCAUUCCAUCGAUUAGAACACCAAACAAGACACAUCAGAACCCAUACAGGAGAGAAGCCUCAUGCUUGUACAUUUCCGGGCUGUACCAAGCGUUUCAGUCGAUCAGAUGAAUUAACCAGACACUUGAGAAUUCACAAUAAUCCUUCAUCAAGGAAAAGAAAGAGCAAGAAUGAUGUUAAUAACACCACUAAUCCACAUAUGAUUCAACCUAUACCCAUCAGUAUACAUUCAAACCAGCAACAACAUCCACUUGCAAUGGGUCAAUAUCCACCUGCUGCCCAUCCCCCUGUGCCUGUUUCAGUUGAUAGUAAUGGUAAUACAAUUUAUCAUCAACCAUAUCCAGUAUAUUUAGUGCCUCAUGCCAAUGGAUAUAUGCAGCCAGUAGUAGCCCAUCCACAUGCCCAAUCACAGCCACAACUACUGACUCCGCAACAACAACAACAACAACAACAACAACAACAACAACAACAACAACAACAACAACAACAACAACAACAACAUUUUCAGUUUACACCAGAAUCGUCAGCUUCCCCAGCACAAGCUUUGCUCCAGCAACAACAACAACAACAGAGUAGAGCACCAACACCUUCAAAGAAUCCAUCAAUUCUUGAUACCGUACCUUCACAUUAUCAACAACAAGGUUCAGCUGUAUUUUCGAUUCCUUCCUCGCCUACUAACUUACAGCAUAAUGGAUCAGGGUUUGCACAACAAGCAACAGCGAACUCCCAUAACAACUCCUACACACAGCAACUUCAUCACCAACGCCCUGCUUUGAGCUCGCGAACAAUUUCAUCAGAUGCUAUAAGAUCGUAUAACAUGAGCCACAGUAAUAAUCCAGUUAACGUCUCACCACCGUUUCCACAACGUCACUACCAGUUACAACAGCAACAACAACAACACUAUCACAGUAAUCCAAACAUACAAAAGUCACAAUCUUCAUCAAGUAUACUAUCGGAAAAUCAACGAGUAUUUAGUAAUCCUGAAUCGUCGACACAAUCAUUGGGUACAUCGCCAGAUAGUGAUACUUCGUAUUCAUCUUCCGCUGCUAUGCCCCCACCACAACAACAUGGUGCUGCUACUGUGUUAAACCCAUCCGCUGCUAGUACUGCUGUGCCUUCAUUUAGCAACCUUCACGAGUACUUCCAACAGAAGAACAAUAGCGGAGGAAGGCUUUUCAACGGUAACUCAUCAUCAUCAACUUCACUUUCCUCAUUGAAUGGUAAGAUCAGAUCAUCCAACUCAUCAACGAAUUUAUCAAAUAUAUCCAAUUUGACAAGAAUGACACCAUUGAAAUUCCCUUCAAGUGCAACAAUGACUAAAUCACAAAGUAGAACGAAUUUGAACAUACCCAAACAAGUCUCAUCAACAUCAUUAAACUUGGAAUUCUAUAACAAUCAAGGCGGUGCCAGCUCUAACGGAUUAAGUCAUGUGGCUAAGAAAUCAAGGCCAAGUUCACCAAUACUUUUAUCAACUACACCCGUCCAUCCAUCAUCGAUACAUUCAACUUCCAAUGCACGUAAAUUUAAUUCAAGUUUUAUUAUUUCUCCAAAUGAGACUCCAUUACAAACACCUAGUCAAUCACCUCAAUUACAUGCAGAAGAAGAGGAUUCUAGUACACCACAACCUAGUAAAUUUACAUUACAAGAUAACAAGCAAGGUGAAAUAAGCGUCAAUGAUAAGAAGGAUCAAGAUGACUCAAGUCUGAAAUUGGGCGAUAGUAUUGCCACCACCGGUACUCAAUUACCACCAAUUCGAUCAGUAUUGAGUUUCACUUCGUUGAAAAAUAUGCCCAAAGUCAAUAAUGAAACGAGUGAGAGUAGUAAUGGUAGUCAAGAAACUAUGGUAACUGAGAAAAUUCAUGAGACUAAUUCCAAUAACAGUGCUCCUACAAUGAGUGUCAGUAGUUUGUUGAGUUAA